GGCAAAACCACGCGGACUCACCAGAGCGACGCUUCGGGGCACGUCCGCCCGCGCACGACUCAUAAAAGUGACCGCUGCGUGGUUGCAGCAAAACUUUUUGGACGUCAGGCUAGCGUGCAAGGCUCAUUGCAAAACUCUGCUGCUGCACGCAGCGGUGACUCCUCGCGCGUAGCGAUGGAACAGGUGGUCGAAAACGCACCACUCCCACCCUCUCUGGCAGCUCUGCUUGCGCGCGAAGACUUUGCGGACGACGUCUUCGAGGGCGGCCGCUGCGCACACAGCGUGGGCGCGGCAAUCGACUGCCCGGCGCUCGCGCUGGACCGCCUCCUCGCGGCCCUCGACGGGGAGUCGACGGUAAGCCCAAGCGGCGGCUACGGCUUUCCCGCGCUCGCGGCGAGCUACCGCCAGGGGCUCGACUUCCAGCUCGGACGCGUGAACGCGAAAGGCGGGUGGGACCGGUUCGACCUCUGGAAAUACCAGUACGAGAACCUGCCGAGUAGCGAGACGGCCCGGCGCGCGCUCGAGGGCGGCUACUCGCUGACCAUUCGCCACGCCGAGUGGCGCAUCCCCUGCGUCUUCGCGGCGGCCGCCGCGCUCCAGCGCGCGACGGGCGCGCCGGUGCAAGCCAACAUCUACGUCACGCCGCCGGACGAGCGCUGCGUGCGGCCGCACGCGGACCGCCACGACGUCUACGCCUGGCAGGUCUCGGGAGCCAAGACGUGGCUCGUGCGCGAGGCUCACGGGCCGCCGCCGCCCGUGCCGCCGCGCGAAAAUAAACGCAACGGCGGCUGCGACCUGCCCGGCGCGGCGCCGUACCCGGUCGAGCGGGCCGUCGAGCUGCGCGCCGGCGACGCCCUCUACGUGCCGCGAGGCGUGCCCCACCAGUGCCGCGCGUCCGGCGCCGCGCCGUCGAUCCACGUGUCCUUCGGCAGCGACGUCCACAUCCCUCUGACGUGGGAGGGCGCGCUCCACUGCGCGCUGCGGCGACGGCGGGCGUCCGCCCGGACUCACGUCGAGCUGCACUUUGUGGCGAUGUCGACGUGCACGCGCCUGCGCCGCAGCUGCCCGCCGGCGGUCCUACGCGGCGACGGCGACGAGGCGCUCGCGGCGGCGGCGGACGAGCUCGGUCGCCUUGCGGCCGCCGCCGCCGACGCCUUGCUGUGGCGCGCCGGGCUCCCGGGCCGCGCCGCCGACUGGCUCGCGGCGCCGACGAACGGCGUCCUCGACUUCGUGAGGCUCGGAGUACCGUGGAGCGAGGACGUGGGCUGUCGGACGACGCGGGGGCUCGCGUUCCUCGAGGACGACAGGAUUGGGCACCCGGCUCAUUUCGCGUUUCCGACGGCCGUCGGCCCCGUGCUCGUCGCGCUCCGGGAGCUCACCGCCCAAGCGACGCGCGACGUCCGCGUCACCGCGCUGCGCGACGUGUCCAUGAUGGCCCGCGCCGCCCGCGAGGAGGUCCGCCGCCGGGGCGCGGCCCUUGAGGGAGUCGGCCCUCCUCCUGGGGAGGGAGCAUAA
Pelagomonas calceolata is the source of this 1515-nucleotide messenger RNA. The record is from the annotation of a GenBank genome assembly. Lineage: Eukaryota; Pelagophyceae; Pelagomonadales; Pelagomonadaceae.